Messenger RNA from Ylistrum balloti, 639 nucleotides. RefSeq lists its product as uncharacterized. NCBI's taxonomy places the organism in Eukaryota, Metazoa, Mollusca, Bivalvia, Pectinida, Pectinidae. The record is from RefSeq and is a predicted model, not a curated record. The transcript has a single exon. The annotation marks the transcript as partial.
CAUCCCCCACCCUCUACAUCCCCCCCACAUCCCCCACCCUCUACAUCCCCCCACAUCCCCCACCCUCUACAUCCCCCCACAUCCCCCACCCUCUACAUCCCCCCACAUCCCCCACCCUUUACAUCUCCCCACAUCAACCACCGUCUAUAUCCCCCCACAUCACCCACACUCUACAUCCCCCCACAUCCCCCACCACCCAUAUCCCCCACCCUCUACAUCAACCACCCUCUACAUCCCCCACCCUCUACAUCCCCCCACAUCCCCCACCCUCUACAUCCCCACCCUCUGCACCCCCACCCUCUACAUCCCCCACCCUCUCAUCCCACCACAUCCCCCACCCUCUUCAUCCCCCACCCUCUACAUCCCCCCACAUCCCCCACCCUCUACAUUCCCCCACAUCCCCCGCCCUUUACAUCCCUCCACAUCCCCCACCCUCUACAUCCCCCCACAUCCCCCACCCUCUACACCCCCACAUCCCCCAACCCCCACAUCCCCCACCCUCUACAUCCCCCCCACAUCCCCCACCCUCUACAUCCCCCCACAUCCCAAACCCUCUACACCCCCCCACCCCCACAUCCCCCACCCUCUACAUCCCCCCAAAGAAAAAAAAACACACUUAUUUCUCGUAUCUUAGUUUGA